Saccoglossus kowalevskii is the source of this 770-nucleotide messenger RNA. RefSeq names its product protein CUSTOS-like. Gene Ontology annotation, biological process: Wnt signaling pathway. NCBI's taxonomy places the organism in Eukaryota, Metazoa, Hemichordata, Enteropneusta, Harrimaniidae. The record is from RefSeq and is a predicted model, not a curated record.
AUCAUCUGUGAGCUCGGAUGAAUCGAGUUCAGACGAAGAAGAAAGACAGAGACUACGGGAUGCAGCGGUUGACCAUACAUCGUUGUCUGCAACUACGAGAGGUUCAACGUACUCAAAACAAAAGAAACCAAGUUUAAGGAGAAAAGAUGAGGAGGAUGCUGAUGCGGUUGGUGAUUAUCGCAGUAUCCAGGCAACAGCACAGUUCAGACACCAUGUUGCUAAGAGACUGGAUGACGAUGCUGGAUAGCUCUUUAGCAGAUGUUUCCAAAUCUGUGCAACCAUCGAAAAUCUAUGAUGAUACUGAUGAUGGAGGAUUCAAGUUGUUCUCCACAUCUACUGAUGGGGAUCCUGUAGAAGACACAUCAUAUCUCACUAAAAUAAACACGAAGAGGAAAGCAGUGCCGCAAACUAACAGUACUGAUAGUUCCGAAGAUGAAGAUGAGAAACUUAUCGAAGCAGCUGUGUCAUUGGAUAAGAUAGUACAGAUGGGCAAGACUGAAAGACUAUAUGACAAAACUCGGAAGGCAAAAGGACCUGUGAUAAAUGAGAAAGGUGAAAUUGUGACUGAGGAAAGUGGAAUUACACCACUGAAGAAGAAGAAGAAGAAGAAGAAGAAACCAAAACACAAGAAUGAAAACAUUUCUGAGAUAACGAACAAAGUUGAACAGGAUGAAGCAAAACAGAAACAAAAAGACAAUAAGUAUCAAGAAAAUGAGAAUCAACCGCAUUUUACAAAAAUAAAGAGAAAAAAACGUAGCAGUCGUGUUUGA